This is a messenger RNA of Drosophila suzukii, 1845 nucleotides long. RefSeq lists its product as uncharacterized. The record is from RefSeq and is a predicted model, not a curated record. NCBI's taxonomy places the organism in Eukaryota, Metazoa, Arthropoda, Insecta, Diptera, Drosophilidae.
AUGGCUUGGUUUAUAAUUAUUCUUCUUUGGCUUGGGAAUUCAAGGGCUCAGUUUGUGGACAUAACCAGCCAAACUGAACAAGACUUAGAGGAAAGAUUGUUCGGUCUUCUCCUAAGAUUGCAAACGGAGGAAAUAUACGACACCCUAUUGAUUUAUGGACGGGAUUGUGCUUUUCCUUCUUUAGCCAGUCGAUUACAAGUCCCGACAGUGCUGGUUUCUUCGGGUAGCACCAACUUCGAGUGGAAUUUCAGUAGCCUAACACUUAUACUUAGUUGUGAUAUUCAAGCCGAGAGGGAGGAGAACUAUCGCACAUUGAUGAAGCUGCAUCUAGCCAGGCGCCUAAUUCUUCUGCGUGGAGAUUUUCAACCGGAGACAGUAUGCGACUUCUAUUCGAAAAAGGAUCAAUAUAACAUAGCAAUGGUAAAAGAAAACUUCGAUAAAUUCGGGGUAGUAUACUCCUGUCGCCUAUUUCAAGAUCAAAACUACGAAAAAAUUAAUUUCUCCGAAGGUAAACCGAUUUUCAUAGAACAAUUUAGAAACAUGCAUGGAGCGCCGAUCAGAACGUUUCCAGUUGUGAAACCACCUCAAUGCAUGUUCUAUCGGGAUGCCACAACCGGCGAAGAAAGGUAUAUUGGUUUCGUGGCCAAUUUGCUGAACAACUUCGUUAUGAAGGUGAAUGCUACCCUGUCAAUGCAGAUGGAAUUGGCCAAGAACGGAGCAGAACCAUCUUUUGUAAACGUUACGAAUUGGGCCGCGGAAGAUCUUCUGGAUAUUGGCAUGAGCGAAGCCCUCUCCUCUAGAAUGUCGAACUUUGAUACGAUCUCUUAUCCGUAUCUGAUGAGUUCUUAUUGCUUUAUGAUUCCUGUUCCGGAUAAAAUGCCUUUCAGUGAAAUCUACAUGGCGAUCGUGACUCCACCAGUCCUGAUAGUGCUUUUUAUUAUAUUCUGUAUUAUCUCGGUGAUGCUGAUCUACAUCCAGAAAAAAUCCUGGCGAGCUCUUAGUGUGACCAGCGUCCUGAUGAACGACAUCUGCUUGAGAGGAUUUUUGGCUCAACCGUUUCCUUUUCCCCGUCAUUCGAGCAGAAAACUAAAACUGAUUUUUAUGAUUCUCGGCUUCUCUAGUGUAAUCACCACCACCAUGUAUUUGGCUUUCCUGCAGACUUUUCUAUGGGCUCCACCAGUCGAUCCACCUAUGACUUCCCUUGCGGACUUAAGGAAAUCUCGGUACAAGAUGGCCAUAUCCAUUUACGAUGCAGAUGUAGUGAAUUCUUUGAACGUCAGCAAGGAGCAGGUAGUGGUUCUUGGCCUUACAAAAUUGCGUCAUUUGAGAGGCACUUUUAAUGACAACUAUAUCUACCCAGUGACCGGAUUGCGCUGGAUAACCUUCAACAUGCAACAAAAUAUCUUUGCAUAUCCACUGUUCUACUACUCAGAAACAAUCUGUGUAAACUAUUUUGAUAUCUUAAGCUUUCCUUUAAGACGGCAUUUGCCGUACCGCGAUCUCUUCGAGGAGCACAUGCUGCGACAAAAAGAGUUUGGCUUAACGAAGCUCUGGCUCGAUAGAAGUUUCUGGGUUAUGUUAAGAUUAAAUCAUUCAACACGUGAAGAUUUAAGUCCGCCUCUUCGCGAUGAUUACAUCGAAGUAGAUAAUCUGUACUGGGUUUUAUGCCUAUAUUUUGCUGGACUAGGCCUCGGUUGCAUUUGUUUUAUUCUGGAGCUUAUAACCCCUCUGACCCGCUGGGGACGAUUUAGAGUUCUUCAGUAAUAAGGGGAUUACAAAGAAAUAUGUAUGUAAAUCUUUCCAGCUUUUGUUACCUUUUUGCAUUGUACUAUCAAAACAUGUUUC